UAACUGCUACUAUCCUACUACAGCUGUCUGUUACCAUGGGAAUAACUCAAAGUAAACAAGAUGGAAGACGACAGCGGCGUCUUUUCGGGAGAAACCGUGGAAGAGUUUCGCACUUAUGAGGACUUCUUAGAUUCUCAGAUAAAACCUCUGGAUUUAUUUUACCUUGAGGAUCAGGAACUGGCCCGCCAGCUGGUGGAGCUGGGCCACAAGGGUAGCAGUUUGGAGAGGGAGGAAUUUGAGACAAGGAAAGCAGCUGCCGAGGCCUCCAGGCUUGCUUCAGGGAGCCAACAGAAGAAGCUGGCAAGUACAGGAAAGGAACUCAAAGAUAACUUCCUGAGAGCCCUGGCGGAGCGGGAGGAGGCUAACCGCAAUGGGGCAAUGACUUCCAUCAUUUUCAUAAGGGACCGAAAUUCUCACGGACAGGAAAUAUCUGGGUAUAUAGACUACUCCCACCGACUAAAAUCUGAAGACUUUGAACCAUAUUUCAGUGGAAAGAAAAGGCUCAUGCCAAAACCAACUGACUUAAGAUGUUGUGUUCUUCCCGUACAGAUGCAUGAAUCCACACUACAGCUGACAGACUUUGACUGCCUCACCACAAAAAUAAAAAGUACAAAAGUCAUGGCAACCAGCUUCUACAACUGGGGAACACAGGUGGCCAAACAUAAUGCCAGCUCAAACUAUGAGGUAAUCACAGAGAAUCCAAGUGGCCUGCUCUUCAAGUGCAAGAACGACAGGAAAAUCUUGAAUGUUGACCCAGAGGCAACACCUGGCGAUAGCUCCAUCCGAACUCCUGUCCAAUGUGACCUAUAUGUGCAUGUUGUCAUUUAUGACCACGUCACCAGAAAACCUGCAAACAGUUCCUGUGCACCGCUCUCCAAUUAAAUGUAUUAAAAAGCACUUGGAGCCUCUAAUUUCAUCUACAUUAAAGCAGUUUUAAUCUUAUAUAUUUCUGACUUCAUAUUGUGCACAACAUCUGGAUGCGUAGAAUGGCAUAACAGUGCAUUGUGAUAUUUUAAGGCCUAUAGUCAUUUAACAGUGUCUGAAUAAAAAAUACUGAUUUCCUUUAA
Messenger RNA from Cyprinus carpio (common carp), 1067 nucleotides. It is a transcript of the gene cfap299, whose product is annotated as cilia and flagella associated protein 299. The record is from RefSeq and is a predicted model, not a curated record. NCBI's taxonomy places the organism in Eukaryota, Metazoa, Chordata, Actinopteri, Cypriniformes, Cyprinidae.